This is a messenger RNA of Orbicella faveolata, 681 nucleotides long. RefSeq lists its product as uncharacterized. Gene Ontology annotation, molecular function: nucleic acid binding; aspartic-type endopeptidase activity. NCBI's taxonomy places the organism in Eukaryota, Metazoa, Cnidaria, Anthozoa, Scleractinia, Merulinidae. Gene Ontology annotation, biological process: DNA integration; proteolysis. The record is from RefSeq and is a predicted model, not a curated record.
AUGGUUGGUGCUGCUAACGAACUGAGAGAGAUGGUGGAAGGUCUAGAUGCCAAUCAAUUACGUAAGUUCUGCGGGGAAAAGAAAAUUCAGUGGAUCUUCACUACACCAGCUGCGCCACACCAAAAUGGAUGUGCAGAAGCCCUUGUAAAGAGCUGUAAAAAAUCACUUAAGAUAGCAAUUGGCGAGCAGCUUCUAACGCCUUUUGAGCUGUACACCUGUCUUUUAGAAGUUGCAAACUUAGUGAAUCAACGCCCCAUCGGUCGCAUUCCCACUGAUCCAGAUGACGGAGCCUACCUGUGUCCGAACGACAUGCUCCUUGGAAGAGCAACACCAGAAGUACCACAAGGUCCGUUCAAAGACACAAGAAACCCACGCAGACGAGUGGAGUUCGUGCAAAAAAUUGUCGACUCGUUCUGGAAGCGUUGGACUAGGGACGUAUUUCCUGUCCUAGUACCGAGAAAGAAGUGGCACGUGGAGAAGCGAAACGUACAAGUUAAUGACAUAGUAACAGUGGCUGAGCAAAAUGCAGUAAGAGGCAAGUGGGCAGUGGGCCGAAUAAUCGAAGUUUAUCCUGGACCAGAUGGACGAGUUCGUAAUGUUAAAGUCAGAACAGCCACAGGAGAGUACAGCCGUCCAGUUACAAAGAUUGCAGUCAUUCACCCUGUAGAAGGUGACGACUGA